AUGGGGAAACAAAUUGAUAAAGAGGGAAGAAAAAGUAGUGUAAUUUGCGAAGAAGAAGAGGAAAAAGAAAAAAGAGAGGACGAAAACCGUGAGAGCGGUAAAUUCACGCGUCAUCUGAUUAUGAAUGUAACAGCUGGAAGAGUUGAGUUACGGAAAUUGCUGUUCGUGUUAACAUUCUUGGUGCUGGCUGCAUUCAAUAAUUUGAUAGCUUUGGCUUAUAUCCAUGAUUUCGUUGGAAGGGAGGCUUUGCCUGAUAUCGUCUUUUCAGUAGUACCGGAAUUGUUGUGGACACUAAAAGUUGGUAAUGUGAUGGUUACACUUUGUUCGACUUCCCUCUUUACCUUAGUUUUUCUUCAUAAAAACCGUUUAAUUAUCAUCCAAGGAAUUGCUUUUAUUACGGGUAAGUCCAUCAUAUUUGCUGUGAAAUAGAAUUUUAUAUUUCGCUUUAAUAUAUUUUCAAGAGUUAUAAUAGUAAAAUUGUAGUAAUGUUGGCGUACUCUAUGGUGCUCUCGAUUAAUGGUUCAUAGAGACGAAAUGUAAAGCAACG
Loa loa (African eye worm) is the source of this 547-nucleotide messenger RNA. RefSeq lists its product as hypothetical. The transcript has 3 exons. NCBI's taxonomy places the organism in Eukaryota, Metazoa, Nematoda, Chromadorea, Rhabditida, Onchocercidae. Bases 1 to 429 code for a protein of 142 amino acids. The record is from RefSeq and is a predicted model, not a curated record.